Molecule: messenger RNA, 294 nt
Organism: Lachancea meyersii CBS 8951
Lineage: Eukaryota; Fungi; Ascomycota; Saccharomycetes; Saccharomycetales; Saccharomycetaceae
Source: the annotation of a GenBank genome assembly
AUGUCAGAGGUGAUUUUGGUUUCGAAAAGUAGAGUUGAAGUACCUAUAUCUCGAGAGGCAGCCUCGGUGUCGCCCGUGCUGCGUAGUAUGCUGUCAAAUCCAUUUCUAGAACAGCAUCAAAAUAAAAUUGAACUUCUGGACAUAGAACCUCAUGUCCUGCAAAAGGUGGUUGAAUAUCUGGAGUAUCACCAAAGGUAUAUGCUGGUGUCAGAAGACGAGGAUAUUCCGGAUUUCGACAUCCCCACUGAGAUGUCUUUGGAACUUCUGCUGGUUGCUGACUACCUUAACAUUUAG